Carica papaya (papaya) is the source of this 620-nucleotide messenger RNA. Its product is annotated as cytochrome c oxidase subunit 5C-2. Lineage: Eukaryota; Viridiplantae; Streptophyta; Magnoliopsida; Brassicales; Caricaceae. The record is from RefSeq and is a predicted model, not a curated record.
UUUUUUUAACUCUCAAGUGCCAAGCCGAUAAUUGUUCUUAUUUCAAGUUUUCGCAGUCUGAAAUCAACCACUGCUUCCCUUCUCAUCCCGGCUCAGGUUUACUGGAAUUAAAUAGAGAAGUGAAAUGGCUGCCCAUAAAAUAGCUCAUGCUACCUUGAAAGGACCAAGUGUUGUGAAGGAGAUAAUUAUAGGUAUCACACUUGGUUUGGCUGCUGGUGGUUUGUGGAAGAUGCAUCAUUGGAAUGAGCAAAGGAAAACAAGGGCAUUUUAUGACUUGCUUGAGAAAGGCGAGAUUAGUGUUGUCGCUGCAGAGGAAUAGGAAUUCGAUUGUUUCUAUUCUGAUUUGUUAAACAAUUUCUGCAGUAUUGAUGAUUUUUGCUGCUUCUAUUUGGCUCUUAGGUAUAAGAUGAGCAAACCUUGGUCUGGGUUUCUAAAUAAUAAACCAGUUGUGUUUGAGAUGAUCUGAUAUCUUCUUUAAAUGUCAGUAUUGAUGAUUUUUGCUGCUUCUAUUUGGGUCUUAGAUGUAAGAUGAGAAAAAUUGGUCUGGGUUUCUAAAUAAUAAACCAAUUGUAUUUGAGAUGAUCUGUUAUCUUCUUUAAAUGUCAUGAAGCUUGUUGCAA